AUGGGAAUUGUAUUUAGUACACUAAAGACCUGGUAUAACAUCUAUAUUGACCAAGUAAGGGAACCAGUAAUCAAGCUAGUAGAUCCGAUCUUUCAUCACCACAAAAUUAAAAUAUAUGGCAUGGAUCUAAGAAAUACAGAGCUGUCACUGGAGGAAAGAGCCAAGUCUGCGUUAUAUAUUGGCCUGCUAGCUUACACAGGUGGUGUUGGUGCUGCAGCGCUUGCUUCACAGUAUCUUCAGGACAUGAUUGAUAUUUUGAUUAUGCCAGAUACUUCCGCAAAAGUCAGGAUCUCUGUUUUAAAAGGACUGUGCAGUGUAUGCUACAUCAACCCCCUAAACCAAAAUGAAGCCAAAGCUUACCACCUUACUGAAAUUAUCCUUGCCUAUCUUGAGGAAGAUGAAGACUCUGCAGAAGCUGACUCAGAUUUAGUUCUUGUGAAGUUCUGGGUUUGUUAUCUUAUGACUGUUGUCUCCUGUAAUAAUAUAUCUUAUAUUAAAUUAUUUCAUGAAGUUGGUGGCCAAGCACUAGAAAGAAGGCUGGAAUGCCUGUCUAAUAUGGAAUGGUUUGGCUGGCCCCAAAACUAUGCUACAUUAAUGUGCAUGCUUAUGGGAUAUCCAGGCAUGGAAGCAUGCAAAGAGAAUUAA
Python bivittatus (Burmese python) is the source of this 645-nucleotide messenger RNA. It is a transcript of the gene ARMH2, whose product is annotated as armadillo like helical domain containing 2. The record is from RefSeq and is a predicted model, not a curated record. Lineage: Eukaryota; Metazoa; Chordata; Lepidosauria; Squamata; Pythonidae.